Molecule: messenger RNA, 576 nt
Organism: Coffea eugenioides
Lineage: Eukaryota; Viridiplantae; Streptophyta; Magnoliopsida; Gentianales; Rubiaceae
Exons: 1
Coding region: 1-576 (191 amino acids)
Cellular component (GO): plasma membrane
Source: RefSeq, a predicted model, not a curated record
AUGGCUCUACCAAGAAGAUCAAAGAGAAACCUCAAAAUUUGCUGUGGUGCUUCAGCAAUAGGCCUCAUCAUUCUUGUAGUUGUUUCUGUCACACUAGUUUUUACUGUUUUCAAGCCUAAAGAUCCCUUGAUCAAACCCUUACCAGCAAAGCUAGAAAAUGUUCAAUUUCAAUUGUUUCCAACCCUAAGCCUAAAUGCAACAAUGGGAAUAAACGCCACCAUUUACAAUCGAAAUUAUGGAGGAUUUCAGUUCAAGAACUCCACAACUUUUGUUGAUUACCGUGGGAUGAAUAUCGCUGCAAUCCCGCUUGAAGAAGGAAGUGUUCCAGCAAGGGGAAAGCUUAAUAUUAGCACCAUUGCUAAUAUUACUGCAGAAAAGCUGGUUACAAGUCCAUAUUUUUGGCAAGAUUUUGGUUCUGGGCGUUUGAACUUUACAUCAACUGCAAAUUUGCAUGGUAAAGCGGUUGUGCUGAACGUUUUCAAGUUUGAUGCAAAGGUCUUUAGCACUUGUGACAUUUCUGUUCAAGUUCUCAGUCAAGAAGUUGAUGUCGAUUGCACUGCCAAACUCAAGCUAUAA